CCAUGGGCUGCUGCUGCAGCUCAGACUAUGACGAGGACUGGAUCGAGAACAUCGACAUCUGUGAGCACUGCAAUUACCCCAUCGACUCCGACAGUAAGAACCAGAGGCUGAUCCGCAAUGGCUCCGAGGUGCAAGACCCUCUGGUGUCCUACGAGUCCACGUCCCCGCCGUGCUCCCCCAUGCAAGAUAAGCUGGUGGUGGCCCUGUACAACUACGAGCCCAAGCACGACGGGGACCUGCGGCUGCGGAAGGGAGAGAAGCUCCGUGUCCUGGAGGAGAAUGGGGAGUGGUGGAAGGCACAGUCGCUCACCACCGGCCAGGAGGGAUUGAUCCCCUACAACUUCGUGGCCUUGGUGAACAGCCUGGAGCCCGAGCCGUGGUUCUUCAAGAACAUCAGCCGCAAGGACGCCGAGCGGCAGCUCCUGGCGUCGGGCAACACGCACGGCUCCUUCCUCAUCCGGGAGAGCGAGACCUCCAAAGGCUCGUACUCGCUGUCCGUGCGGGACCUGGAUGAGACCCAGGGGGAGACGGUGAAGCACUACAAGAUCCGGAACAUGGACAACGGCGGCUUCUACAUCUCCCCCCGCGUCCCCUUCGGCAGCCUCAGGGAGCUGGUGCAGCACUACACACGCAGCUCCGACGGGCUCUGCACCCGCCUGGGCAAACCCUGCCGGACGCAGAAGCCGCAGAAGCCGUGGUGGCAGGACGAGUGGGAGGUACCCAGGGAGUCCCUGAAGCUGGUGGAGAAGCUGGGAGCGGGGCAGUUCGGAGAGGUCUGGAUGGGCUUCUACAACGGGCACACGAAGGUGGCUGUGAAGAGCCUGAAGGCGGGCAGCAUGUCCCCCAGCGCCUUCCUGGCCGAGGCCAACCUCAUGAAGAACCUGCAGCACCCGCGGCUGGUGCGGCUCUACGCCGUGGUCACCAAGGAGCCCAUCUACAUCAUCACCGAGUACAUGGAGAAGGGUGAGACCCCCACCAGGGGCUGCCCACCCUGCGUGGGGGUGGCUGGGGGAGCUGUGGAGAGACGUGGUCGCGCGGCCACGGGGUCAUUCAGGCUGGGAAACUCCUCCAAGAUCGAGUCCGGCCUGUGCCCGAUGCCCAGCACAGAGCACUGA
This is a messenger RNA of Manacus vitellinus (golden-collared manakin), 1115 nucleotides long. RefSeq names its product LCK proto-oncogene, Src family tyrosine kinase (gene LCK). The transcript is spliced from 8 exons. The record is from RefSeq and is a predicted model, not a curated record. Gene Ontology annotation, cellular component: extrinsic component of cytoplasmic side of plasma membrane. Gene Ontology annotation, biological process: cell surface receptor protein tyrosine kinase signaling pathway; B cell receptor signaling pathway; T cell differentiation. NCBI's taxonomy places the organism in Eukaryota, Metazoa, Chordata, Aves, Passeriformes, Pipridae. Gene Ontology annotation, molecular function: ATP binding; signaling receptor binding; non-membrane spanning protein tyrosine kinase activity. The coding region runs from base 3 to 1115 and encodes 370 amino acids.